CGUAGCGCGGGAGCCAGAUCGUUGCAAAGACUCCAUUAGUUCGCACAUUAGCCCGAGUUAGUUAGAUUAUUCAAUUAAAUAAAGUAAUUUAAUAAGUAGAGUGGAUUAAUAACAAUCAUUCGGUAAAGGCGAUCGAUGUGAAUUGGACAAGUCGUGUUUUAUUCGAAUUAACUUGAACAGUAUUUGAGGAGAUUUUAUUGAAUUUUGUGUUUUUAUAAAUUAAAUAAUUAAUGGACGAGAAUUUUUUGAACAGUGCGUGAUAUGGAUCAAAGUAAUAAAGAUUUAAAGCCGCACCGACAAGAACCAAACCCGCAAAAAAGCUACGAGACGAAACCACAACCGAGCUUCAACUCCAGAAGCUACAACGAAUACCCUUACCCUGAGGGCACCAACCACAACCUGUUCCAGAUGAUCAAAUGUCAUGAAGACAGCCUUCUACGUCUCCACCACCUGACAGGCAGACCGCUGAACGGCGCCUACGACCCUUCAUACCAGGCGUCAUGGUACCCGAAAGAUCUGCAAAGACCUUUCAUCAAACCCGUAGAAUACUUACAUUAUGAGGACAAUUUGAGACGGAAGUACGAUGAGACAAAAGAGAGUGACAAGGACGGUAAAGAGAGGUUGUCUGAAGAGGAAGGGAGAGAGAAGAGCGCGGAGGAGCGCAAGAAGCCCCGUCGCAACCGGACCACGUUCACCAGCCAGCAGCUCGCGGCUCUGGAGAAGGUGUUCGAGAAGACGCACUACCCUGAUGCCUUCGUGAGGGAGGACCUGGCCGCCAGGGUCAACUUGACUGAAGCUAGAGUUCAGGUUUGGUUUCAAAACCGACGCGCCAAGUUCCGGCGGAACGAAAGAUCAGCUCUUUCGAGUCACCGCGGAUCCAACAGCCAAGGUUCACCGGAGCCGGUGCCUGUCCCCAUCGGUCUCUCCCAAGACCCUCGCCAGGACUUCACCAGGAACCCCAAGGAGCCCUGGCUGCACCACAUACCCAACAACCAGAUGCUCAACUUCAAUCUGGGACUUCCUAUUUCGAAUUCCGGACUUUACCAAAAUGACUAUUCUCAAAUCAUGAUGCAGAAUGUGGGUAACAGACAGUAUAUGAACUCCAACACUCUGGUGGGGCAGAACAUGCCCAGCUACGGAGGCGCGUCCAGUGACUAUGCCGCCAGCUCCUGUGCCCUGAUGAACUACGGCGGAACUCUACCGCCGGCACAUCACAGCUCAUAUAAUUUAAAUUUGCGCUUGAGACCUCAUGAUUUCAGUAUUAAUAACAUACCUUUAUGAUCAAUAAACUUAUUAAUUUCA
Messenger RNA from Plutella xylostella (diamondback moth), 1302 nucleotides. RefSeq lists its product as uncharacterized. Gene Ontology annotation, molecular function: DNA binding; DNA-binding transcription factor activity, RNA polymerase II-specific. Lineage: Eukaryota; Metazoa; Arthropoda; Insecta; Lepidoptera; Plutellidae. The record is from RefSeq and is a predicted model, not a curated record. Gene Ontology annotation, biological process: regulation of DNA-templated transcription.